CAACGACGCCCAGCAUCCCAAAACAAAACCAACAUGAGAUGAGAACCUCUCCCACAACUUCUCUGCCUCGCUUUCUGCAGGCCAUAACCCGUCCACUACCCAGGCGCCAUACGACCUUGCAAUUUAGUCCGCCAUUAGGCAGGUUCUUGAAAGAUAGAGCCUUCAUCAUGACAGGACCCAUCACCGAUGGCGCGCAGCCGUAUACCACCAUGGCCGGGAAGCUGGACUCCAAGCUCCUGCAGGCCCUCGAUGUCAUGGGGUUUACGAAUCUGACCCCAGUCCAGCAGCGGGUUUUGACCGACCUGCCCAAUUGGCGCAGUGACUGCCUUGUCCAGGCCAAGACCGGCACUGGCAAAACCAUCGCCUUUCUGCUCCCUGCAUUGCACUGUCUUCUCCAGGGAUCGUCCGCAACCCCCAGAGGUCAGGUUGCUAUCUUGAUCAUUACGCCCACGCGUGAACUGGCCCAGCAAAUUGCCAAGUCUUGUGAUCAACUGACCUCGCAACUGUCGACCCCUUUGCGGUGCGACAUCGCCGUGGGUGGAACUGCUCGGGCAUCGGCCUUUGCGCGCUUCAUGAGGGAGGCUCCAUCCGUUCUGGUCGCCACUCCCGGUCGCUUGAAGGACUACCUGUCCGACCCCGCUGCGGCCGAGAAGAUGUCUAACAUCCAAACCCUGGUGUUGGACGAAGCCGACACGAUGCUUGAGGCUGGCUUUCUCGCUGACGUGAAGCAAAUCCUCCGGCUUAUUCCCCCCAAGAGUACGGGAUGGCAGGGCAUGUGUUUCUCCGCCACCGUUCCUCCCAAGGUUCGAGACGUGAUCAACGUGGUGUUGAAGCCAGGCUACAGUAGCAUUUCCACCAUUGAGAAGAAUGAGGCCCCCACGCAUGAGAGAGUACCCCAGUACCACGUGCUGAUGUCGUCUGUGGCAGAGACCUUUACCACGCUUACGUCUUUGAUUCAGUUGGAAAGCAGGACCAGCUCGAAAAUCAUCGUGUUCGGCGUCACUGCCAACAUGGUGGCUCUCUUUGCGGCGGCCUUUGCCCGGGGCUUGACGCCGUUGAAGGUGUUCGAGAUUCAUUCCCGACUCAGUCAAAGCGUUCGCACCAAGACCACGGAGCAAUUCAAGGAGGCGGAUUCCGGGAUUUUGUUCGCGUCAGAUGUCAUUGGCCGUGGCAUGGACUUCCCCAAUGUCGACUUGGUGAUCCAGGUCGGACUGCCCACGAACGGGGAACAGUACGUUCAUCGGGUCGGUCGUACGGCCCGUGCCGGCAAUGACGGUCGCGCCAUCAUUCUUCUCACGGAAGCCGAAUCGUUUUUCAUGAAGACCAAUCGCCACCUGCCCAUCAAGCCCCAUCCCCAAACCGAUGCGAUCACUGCGGGCGCUGCGUCAUGUACGGAAACCGUCACCAAGGUCAUGUACACCAUCGAGGAGGAGAAAAAGCAACGUGCCUACUCGUCUUUCAUCGGCUUCUUUGCGGGGUCGGGUCUCCUGAAGCAGCUUCGUAUCGACAAGGCUGGUCUUGUUCAACUCGCCAACGAGAUGGCCAUCAAGGGUAUGGCGUGCCCGGAGCCCCCACCGAUGGACAAGAAGAUUAUUGGCAAGAUGGGGUUGAAGGGCGUUCCCGGAUUCAACUAUGCCAGCGGGGAUGACUUGGUUCGCAGGCCCCACCAUCGUACUUCGGGCAAGCCUCGCGAUGUGCUCAGCCAUGGAGGAGACCGACGAGGAGGAGUGGAGAAGAGACGGGGUGGAGGAGGUGGCCGUGGGCGUGGAGGGAGUCAGAGAGUUUGAAUCUCUGCUUAGAUUGCGAGCGAUUUCGGCAAGACCAUAGAAUUAGAUUCCAGUAUAAUGCAGAUGCUAGUAUAGUUAUUGGAAAUACCGAUCAUAAAUGUUAUA
Molecule: messenger RNA, 1892 nt
Organism: Aspergillus ibericus CBS 121593
Lineage: Eukaryota; Fungi; Ascomycota; Eurotiomycetes; Eurotiales; Aspergillaceae
Product: DEAD/DEAH box helicase
Exons: 1
Coding region: 210-1787 (525 amino acids)
Cellular component (GO): mitochondrion
Molecular function (GO): ATP binding; nucleic acid binding
Source: RefSeq, a predicted model, not a curated record